Mauremys mutica (yellowpond turtle) is the source of this 1252-nucleotide messenger RNA. RefSeq names its product centrosomal protein 41 (gene CEP41). Gene Ontology annotation, cellular component: ciliary basal body. Lineage: Eukaryota; Metazoa; Chordata; Testudines; Geoemydidae. The coding region runs from base 64 to 1197 and encodes 377 amino acids. Gene Ontology annotation, biological process: cilium assembly; protein polyglutamylation. The record is from RefSeq and is a predicted model, not a curated record. The transcript is spliced from 11 exons.
GCUCGAGGCGGAGGGGGCGGUGCUGGGGGGCUGGUGUCACGGCUCAGCUGCCAGUUUGAAAAAAUGUCGGGAAGGAGGCGCAUCGGGGACCCGGAGUGUUUGACCAAAAGAAUUCCACAGAAUCCUAAAUAUCAACACAUAAAAUCUCGCCUUGACACAGGAAACAGCCUGACCAAAUACAUUGAGAAAUUGGAAGAGAUCAAGAGAAAUUACAGAUACAAAAAAGAUGAGCUAUUCAAGAGGCUGAAAGUGACAACUUUUGCCCAGCUGGUCAUCCAAGUUGCUUCUCUAUCGGAUGAAACAUUAGAAGUGUCAGCGGAGGAGAUCCAAAAGCUGGAAGAUGGUGAUACUGUUAUUUCAGAGACUGAUGCUGAGCUCACAGCUGGGACUAACGGGAAAGGAAGCCCCACGGAGAAGCCAGCCAGUCCAGUCCUGUUCAUAAACAACACGGGAGCAGGGGAAUCGUAUCGGUCUACUCUGCAGAGUGUGAUCAGUGGUGUCGGUGAGCUAGACAUAGACAAAAGCCUGCGGAAGAAACCUGAUGCUAAUGCUAAAGACACUAACGCUAAAGACAAACCUUACCCCGACUGCCCGUUCCUGCUGCUUGACGUACGAGAUCGAGAUGCGUAUGACCAAUGUCAUAUCGUUGGAGCUCACUCCUACCCUAUCGCAACGCUGUCUAGAACCAUGAACCCUUAUACGAAUAGCAUUCUGGAAUACAAAAAUGCUCAUGGGAAGAUUAUCAUCCUGUAUGAUGAUGACGAGAGACUAGCCAGCCAGGCUGCCACUACCAUGUGUGAGAGAGGCUUUGAGAACUUGUUCAUGUUAUCUGGAGGCCUGAAGGUCCUUGCACAGAAGGUGCCUGAAGGGCUGGUCACUGGCUCAUUCCCAGUGUCUUGCCAGUUGGCAACCUACACUGGAUCUGCCCGGAAGAGGGCCACCCCAAGAGAGACACCCGCACAUGCUGAGAAUAAAUGGAGAUUUACUGCAGAAGAUCUACAAAAGAUAGAAUACUACCUGGAAGAGGAGCAGAUCCCCUCAGAUACUGCCAGCCGUCUCAGCCGUGCUUCCUCAGGCCGAGAUUCCAAGGCGACGGCUGUACGGAGCACCCAGAACCUCCCCACCGCCAGCCCAGCUGGCUCCCUCGCCACCCGCUCCUUCAGCAGCAGCAGCCUCCAGAACAAGCCCUGGAAGUAAAGACAGUGUCUCUUUCACUUGAAUAAACGAAUGUCCCGGUUCUGGGAACCCCUGA